Gossypium raimondii (Peruvian cotton) is the source of this 2656-nucleotide messenger RNA. Its product is annotated as G-type lectin S-receptor-like serine/threonine-protein kinase At1g11330. The transcript is spliced from 7 exons. Bases 91 to 2583 code for a protein of 830 amino acids. The record is from RefSeq and is a predicted model, not a curated record. Lineage: Eukaryota; Viridiplantae; Streptophyta; Magnoliopsida; Malvales; Malvaceae. Gene Ontology annotation, biological process: protein phosphorylation; recognition of pollen. Gene Ontology annotation, molecular function: protein serine/threonine kinase activity; ATP binding.
GUUGACUCACAGAUCAUUCAUGAAUUUGAUUCCUCAAAAAUCAUUUAUAAAUCAUAGCCUCACCUCCGGGGUCUGCACUUCAAGAACUUCAUGGGUAAAACUAUUAGUAGCUGCCUUUUACCAGCUUUAAUAUCUUGUUUUUACUUGCAGCUGCAGUUUGGCACUGCUUCAGACACCAUAAGAGCAUCAGAAUCCAUCAAAGACCCUGAAUUUAUAAUCUCACAGGGUGGAGUUUUCCGAUUGGGAUUCUUCAGCUUUGCUAAUUCCACCAAUCGUUAUGUAGGGAUAUUGUACAACCAAAUCCCCGUACAAACUGUUGUAUGGGUGGCAAAUAGAAACAGGCCUCUCAAAGACUCUUCUGGGGUUCUCACCAUAUCAGAUGAUGGCAACCUUGUUGUUUCCAAUGGAAAAGCUGAGCUUCUUUGGUCAACAAAUGUUACGAAUCUGGUUCCUAAUGCAACAACUGCACAGCUUUUAGACUCUGGAAAUCUUGUCCUCAAUAAUGGCGACAAUGGAGGAAGCAGCAGCUUAUGGGAGAGUUUUCAACACCCUUCUAAUGCAUUCCUUCAAACUAUGAAGAUGGGCGUUGAUGUAAAAACGGGUCGUAAGGUGCGUACGAGAUCAUGGAAAGGCCCUGAUGAUCCAUCUGAUGGCAACUUUUCUGAAGGCCUUGAACCUUUCAACAUCCCAGAGAGUGUCCUUCGGAACAAUAACCAGAUAUAUUUUCGGACUGGCCCAUGGAAUGGCCAUAUCUAUAUUGGUUUAAUAGAAAUGAAUAACGUUUAUCUUGAUGGGUUUUAUGUGGUUGCAGAUGAUGAAGGAAAAAGUUAUUAUGAAACUUACGAAUAUUCUAAUAAGUCUAUGUUGAUAUACUAUGAAUUAGAUUAUGAUGGAAGAUUCGUUCAACGAAAAUGGGAUGCGGGGAAAGGGGACUGGAUAAACAAUUACCUAAUUCUUAAAACUGAUUGUGAUUUUUAUGGGAAGUGUGGGGCAUUCGGAAUCUGCGAUCCAAAGAAACAACCCAUUUGCCGUUGCUCAAAGGGAUUUAAGCCUAGAAAUGCAGAGGAAUGGAGUAGAGGUAAUUGGAGUAGUGGGUGUUUUAGGACUACCCCUUUGCAGUGCCAAAGAGAUAACAACAAUGGCAGUGGAGGAGCAGGCCAAAGUGAUGAUGGGUUUUUGAAGCUGAAGACGAUGAAAGCACCGGCUUUUCCAGACCGGUCAUCAAUAAUUAACGGCGAAUGCAAAGAUCAAUGCAUGAAGAAUUGUUCGUGUGUGGCUUAUGCGUAUGAUGCUGGCAUUGGUUGCAUGUUUUGGAGUGGAGAUUUGAUUGAUGUCCAGAAAUUCCCCACUCGCGGAGUCGAUCUUUACAUUCGUCUGCCAUCUUCGGAACUGGAUAAAGGGUUUAGGGUUAUUAUUAUUACAACAGUAACUGCGGGCAUAGUCGUUAUUACAAUUUCUACACUCUUCUUAUGGUGUAGAAUAGCUAAAUAUAAAGGAAGAAAUAAAAAACGAAAACAAAUCAAACACCAGUUUUCUAGUGAAAAUAUUGGAGAAAAUCCAGUUGGAGUUAAACUCCAGCAGCUGCCACUAUUCAAUUUCGAAGAACUUGCCACCGCGACCAACAACUUCCAUCCCGAAAAAAAGCUAGGGCAGGGUGGUUUUGGUCCGGUUUACAAGGGAACAUUAGAUGAUGGAAAAGAAAUAGCAGUGAAGAGAUUGUCAAAAGCUUCGGGGCAAGGAUUGGAAGAAUUUAUGAACGAAGUGGUGGUUAUUUCAAAGCUCCAACAUCGAAACCUGGUUAGAUUAUUUGGGUGUUGUGUUGAAGCAGAAGAGAAGAUACUCGUCUAUGAGUUCAUGCCCAAUAAAAGUUUGGAUGCUUUUCUCUUUGAUCCUGUUAAACAAAGACUCUUGGAUUGGAGAAAACGCUUCAAUAUUAUUGAAGGGAUCAGUCGAGGAUUGCUUUAUCUUCAUAGAGAUUCAAGAUUAAGGAUUAUACAUAGAGAUCUAAAAGCAAGUAAUGUUUUACUUGACCAAGAUUUAAAUCCAAAAAUUUCAGAUUUUGGGAUGGCCAGGAUCUUCGGAGGUGAUGAAAAUCAAGCCAAUACUAAAAGGGUUGUUGGAACUUAUGGUUAUAUGUCUCCUGAGUAUGCAAUGCAAGGGCAAUUUUCAGAGAAAUCAGAUGUGUUCAGCUAUGGAGUUCUACUACUAGAGAUUGUUAGUGGAAGAAGAAACACAAGCUUUUACAACAAUAAGGAUGACCUCAGCCUCUUGGGAUAUGCAUGGAAAUUAUGGAGGGAAGGCAAUAUUUGGGGCUUAGUAGACAAGGUGAUUUUAGAGUCGAAAUCAUAUUCAAAUAAUGAAAAAGAAAUAUGGAGAUGUAUACAUGUUGGAUUGCUCUGCGUUCAAGAAUAUACUAAAGAUAGGCCCACUAUAUCUACUGUUAUUUCAAUGCUUAAUAGUGAGAUUUCAGAUCUUAACACUCCAAAGCAACCUGCUUUCACUCAAGCGCCACAAAUGAGCCAUGAUGUUGAAGAUAGAGGUUCACUUAAUGAUGUAACUCUUACAAACCUUGAUGGUCGAUAAAAAUGUAAUUAGUUAUUUUGUAUUGUUUACAAUUAAAGUUCGAGCAUUGAAAUUUAUUUUUAUAUUUUGUUUU